Messenger RNA from Tarenaya hassleriana, 3197 nucleotides. Its product is annotated as ATPase 8, plasma membrane-type. Lineage: Eukaryota; Viridiplantae; Streptophyta; Magnoliopsida; Brassicales; Cleomaceae. Gene Ontology annotation, biological process: regulation of intracellular pH; proton export across plasma membrane. Gene Ontology annotation, molecular function: ATP binding; ATP hydrolysis activity; P-type proton-exporting transporter activity. The coding region runs from base 227 to 3073 and encodes 948 amino acids. The record is from RefSeq and is a predicted model, not a curated record. Gene Ontology annotation, cellular component: plasma membrane. The transcript is spliced from 13 exons.
CUGCUUGCAUGAAACAAAGGAAAGAAAAGGGAGAGCAAAGCGUUUGUUCUUGUUUCUUGUAAUGCAAGCUUCUUCUUCUUCUCUUUUCCAUUCUCUCGUAGCAUCCUCUUGAAGAGGAGCUCUUGAGAAGGAGAAGGAGGAGGCAGGAGCCAAGCCGAGCCGUCCAUCGGGUUUUCAUUUCUUUUAUUCUUUUAUAUCAUAUCUCUCUUCGAAAAACAAAACAAAAAUGGCGUCUGAUAUUUCAUGGGAAGAACUCAAGAACGAGAGCAUAGAUCUCGAGAACAUCCCUGUGGAAGAGGUUUUUGCACAACUGAAAUGCUCGAGGGAAGGUUUAUCGAGCGAAGAUGGGAAGAAGAGGCUCGAGAUUUUCGGCCCAAACAAGCUCGAGGAGAAAUCCGAUAACAAGUUUCUGAAAUUUUUAGGGUUUAUGUGGAACCCUCUGUCAUGGGUCAUGGAAUCCGCGGCCAUCAUGGCCAUUGUUUUGGCCAACGGAGGAGGAAAGCCGCCGGAUUGGCAAGACUUUGUCGGUAUCACUGUCUUGCUUAUCAUUAACUCAACCAUCAGUUUCAUCGAAGAAAACAACGCUGGUAAUGCGGCGGCCGCUCUCAUGGCAAAUCUUGCCCCCAAGACAAAGGUGUUAAGGGACGGGAAAUGGGGCGAGCAAGAAGCCGCAAUUCUGGUUCCUGGUGAUCUAAUCAGCAUCAAGUUGGGCGACAUUGUUCCCGCCGAUGCUCGUCUCCUUGAAGGAGAUCCUUUAAAGAUCGAUCAAUCCGCUCUCACCGGUGAAUCCCUUCCCGUAACCAAGAUGCCAGGUGACGAGGUUUUCUCGGGCUCAACCUGCAAACAAGGCGAGAUCGAAGCAGUUGUUAUCGCUACCGGUGUCCACACCUUCUUUGGCAAGGCUGCUCACCUUGUGGACAGCACAAACAACGUUGGACACUUCCAAAAGGUUCUGACAGCGAUCGGUAACUUCUGCAUCUGCUCAAUUGCACUGGGAAUGCUUGUCGAGCUUGUGGUAAUGUACCCUAUCCAACACCGAGCAUACAGAGAUGGUAUCGACAAUCUGUUGGUACUUUUGAUCGGAGGAAUCCCGAUCGCGAUGCCGACAGUUCUGUCCGUGACAAUGGCCAUUGGAUCUCAUAGACUAUCUCAACAAGGUGCUAUUACCAAGAGAAUGACUGCCAUUGAAGAAAUGGCUGGCAUGGAUGUCCUUUGCAGCGACAAAACCGGAACCCUAACUCUAAACAAGCUUACCGUCGACAAAACCCUAAUCGAGGUGUUCCCGAAAGAUUUGAAUACCGACGGUGUUCUCCUUCAUGCGGCUAGAGCCUCAAGGACCGAGAACCAAGAUGCCAUUGACGCAUGCAUUGUUGGAAUGUUGGGUGAUCCGAAAGAGGCAAGAGCUGGAAUCACCGAGGUGCAUUUCCUGCCCUUCAACCCUGUAGAAAAGCGUACCGCAAACACAUACAUCGAUGAGAAUGGUGGUUGGCAUAGGAGUAGCAAAGGUGCUCCUGAGCAGAUCAUCGACCUUUGUGAACUCAAGGGAGAGAUGAGGCGAAAAGCCCAUGAAAUCAUCGACGGUUUCGCAGAACGUGGACUCCGUUCUCUCGGAGUAGCCCGACAAACAAUACCAGAGAAGACAAAAGAAAGCGAUGGAAGCCCAUGGGAAUUCGUCGGUCUGUUGCCGCUCUUUGACCCUCCGAGGCACGACAGUGCCGAGACAAUAAGACGUGCCCUUGAGCUCGGUGUCAAUGUCAAGAUGAUUACAGGUGAUCAACUCGCCAUUGGCAUAGAGACAGGUCGUAGACUUGGCAUGGGAACCAACAUGUACCCUUCUUCUUCACUUCUUGGCACAUCCAAGGAUGGCUCACUUGCUGGUAUCCCCGUCGAUGAGCUCAUUGAGAAGGCCGAUGGAUUCGCCGGAGUUUUCCCCGAACACAAGUAUGAGAUUGUGAAGAAGCUCCAAGAAAGGAAGCACAUUUGCGGUAUGACUGGAGAUGGUGUGAAUGAUGCUCCGGCUUUGAAGAAAGCAGAUAUCGGAAUCGCGGUGGCCGAUGCAACUGAUGCGGCCCGAAGCGCCUCGGACAUUGUUCUGACAGAGCCAGGAUUGAGUGUGAUCAUCAGUGCAGUGUUGACGAGUCGUGCCAUCUUCCAAAGAAUGAAGAACUACACCAUCUACGCGGUUUCGAUUACGAUUCGUAUCGUUCUCGGGUUCAUGCUUGUUGCUCUGAUCUGGAAAUUCGAUUUCGCGCCAUUCAUGGUUUUGAUCAUCGCGAUCCUUAACGACGGAACCAUCAUGACAAUCUCUAAGGAUAGAGUGAAACCCUCUCCUGUCCCUGACUCUUGGAAACUCAAGGAGAUUUUCGCCACUGGCGUCGUCUUGGGAACCUACAUGGCCCUUGCCACAGUGCUCUUCUUCUGGCUUGCUCAUGACACCGACUUCUUCUCUGCAACAUUCGGUGUGAGGUCAAUUCGAGGGAAUGAGGAAGAGCUCAUGGCAGCUUUAUACCUUCAAGUGAGCAUCAUCAGUCAAGCCCUUAUCUUCGUUACCCGAUCAAGGAGUUGGUCAUUUGUGGAGCGCCCGGGGCUUUUGCUCGUUAUAGCCUUCAUCUUGGCUCAGUUGCUGGCUACUUUGAUUGCCGUGUACGCACAAUGGGAAUUCGCGAGGAUCGCAGGUUGUGGAUGGGGAUGGGCCGGAGUUAUCUGGUUAUACAGUAUCGUCACAUACGUUCCUCUCGACAUCCUCAAGUUCAUCAUCCGCUAUUCUCUCAGUGGCAAGGCCUGGGACAACAUGAUCGAAAACAAGACGGCUUUCACAACGAAGAAAGACUAUGGAAAGGGAGAGAGAGAGGCUCAAUGGGCGUUAGCUCAACGUACCCUUCACGGCCUUCCUCCUCCCGAUGCGAUGUUCCAUGACAAGAACCACGAGCUAUCGGAAAUAGCCGAGCAAGCGAAGAGACGGGCUGAAGUUGCAAGGCUGAGGGAGCUUCACACUCUCAAGGGCCACGUCGAAUCCGUCGUGAAGCUGAAGGGACUCGACAUCGAUACAAUUCAGCAACACUACACUGUCUAAACAAGAUCAAAGUCUUUCCAAUGAAUGUUUAUUAGUAACCAUAAUCAUUGUAUUCUCAUUCCUUUUUUCAUUUAUUUAUCAAAACAACUGUAAAAGAGAGCUUAAUCGAGAGAUGUUUUGCCCA